AUGGAUAGUGGUGGCGAGGACGGGCCAAGCCCUGUUGCAGAUCCCGCUGGACCUCACACAACAACACCAGAUGUCUCCACAUGCAUGGUCCAACCUGCAGUGCCCAAGCCACCCCAUGUGGCCGCUCCAGGUGCUCCAGGACGCAUAUACCCAGGUCCAAGCACUUGCUCUCCCUCUCCCCCUCAUUUUUUGCAAUUGGAGAAAGGGAAAGGUAGAGCUGCUGCCUUGAAUGGUGACCUGCCGGUCAUCCUCGCUGGAGGUCGCAACUUACAGUGA
This is a messenger RNA of Marasmius oreades (fairy-ring Marasmius), 276 nucleotides long. RefSeq lists its product as uncharacterized. NCBI's taxonomy places the organism in Eukaryota, Fungi, Basidiomycota, Agaricomycetes, Agaricales, Marasmiaceae. The transcript has 2 exons. The coding region runs from base 1 to 276 and encodes 91 amino acids. The record is from RefSeq and is a predicted model, not a curated record.